Musca domestica (house fly) is the source of this 6095-nucleotide messenger RNA. RefSeq names its product ELAV-like protein 2. Gene Ontology annotation, molecular function: RNA binding. Gene Ontology annotation, cellular component: ribonucleoprotein complex. The record is from RefSeq and is a predicted model, not a curated record. The coding region runs from base 1086 to 2294 and encodes 402 amino acids. NCBI's taxonomy places the organism in Eukaryota, Metazoa, Arthropoda, Insecta, Diptera, Muscidae. The transcript has 10 exons.
UUCAGUUUAUUUCGGUUCUGUUCAGUUGGAAGACACAUUAGCCUUACGUUACGUUAUUUUGAGUUUUUCGGCUUUACGUUUGAUUUUGUUUUUUGAUUUUUUCCUUUCGUUUAAUUUUAUUUCGUUCGUUUGGUUCGUAAAAAAAAACAACAAAAAAUAAAAUUCUACGUUUGAUUUGAUUUUCGGAAAUAAUAGAAGGAAACUAAUCCAGGAAGGAUCAGAGUUGUCAACACACAUAUAAAACUCUGAAAACAAACUGAUAACUUUCGGCUCAGUUUGCUUUUGUUUGAAGUAUAAAUAGUUUUCAAAAAAUUCAGUUCAAUUUCUUUAUUAAAAAAAAAAAAAAUAUUUUUUUGCAAAAUUCUAUGUGUGUUUCGUAAUCACCGCCGCCACAUACCUUAGAAUAAAUAAGGAAAAAAACCAAUAAGUUUGUGAAGAAAAUUCAACUGAAAAAUGUUCUUAAUUUAAUUAAUGCAAUAACAACAGCUACAAAAACAUCACCCAAAACUCACAACAACACACAGACGGAAAACAAUAUUCAAAACUAUUUUUAACCAUUUAAAGAAAUUAUAAAAACAAAAGUUGAAUUAUUCUUCUUUAAUGUAAACAAAUUGUGAUCCGUUUAUAUAGAACAACAACAACAAAUAAAAGCGAGCGAAAACUUUUUGUUAUUAUAAAUUGUUUGCUACACUACUCUUUCUCUCUUUAAAAGAAGAAAAAUAAUAACAAAUAACAAAAAAGAAAAACAAUUUAAACAGUACUCUAGAAAACAAGGACUGACUGAAAACAAAAAUAACUUGAAGGACUUUCCUCUUUCAAAACAUCACAAAAAAGGACAGACAAAAAGAGCUCAUUUUAUUUAAUUAAUUUUUAUUAGUGAAAUUUUGUAAAUAAAAAUACAAUUUUAUAUACAUAUAUAUACAAUACUUUGUAUACGACGUAACGUAUCAAAUACAAACAAACAAACAGACAGUAUUAUAUUGAAUUUAAAACAUAACAAAAAAAUCAAAGAUUUUAAACAGCUUAUAAUUUCGCGUUCAUUUUCUCCCCCUUCAUCUACGGGUAAUAAUACCAACAGCAACAACAUGGUUGAGGGUCAGCAACAACAGCAGCAGCAGCAAAAUGGCGGAGCCGGUGCCGGUGCCACAUUGGCUCAAAGCACCACAAAUGCCAAUAGCAGUAGCGCCAAUGCCAACACCAACAAUAACAAUCCAAACGCAACCAAUAACAAUAAUACCAAUGCCAACAACAAUAAUAACAACAACACUACCGACAAUGAUCCCAAAACCAAUUUGAUCGUUAAUUAUUUGCCACAGACAAUGUCACAGGAAGACAUCCGGGCAUUGUUUGUCAGUUUCGGUGAAGUGGAGUCCUGUAAAUUGAUCAGAGAUAAAGUGACAGGUCAAAGCUUGGGCUACGGUUUUGUCAAUUAUGUAAAGCAAGAAGAUGCUGAAAAGGCCAUAUCAUCGUUGAACGGUUUACGUUUACAAAAUAAAACUAUCAAAGUAUCUAUUGCCCGUCCUAGUUCUGAAUCUAUCAAAGGUGCUAACUUAUAUGUCUCCGGUCUUCCCAAGAAUAUGACACAACCAGAUUUGGAACAAUUAUUUAGUCCAUAUGGAAAAAUAAUUACCUCAAGAAUAUUAUGCGACAAUAUAACGGGCGGGCCUAUUGACCAGGGUCUUUCCAAGGGAGUUGGUUUUAUACGUUUCGAUCAACGUCAUGAGGCCGAUCAGGCCAUAAAGGCUUUGAAUGGCACCAUACCCAAAAAUGCCACUGAGCCCAUUGUGGUGAAAUUCGCCAACAAUCCCAGUAACAACAAAGCCUUUCAGCCAUUGACGGCUUAUUUGACUCCGCAAAAUCCCAGGACAAGAGGUUUUCCAGCGGCCGCUGCUGCUGGGGCUGCCGCUGCGGCAGCUGCAGCCGCCAUACAUCCCACAGCUGCUGGACGUUAUAGCUCUGUCAUUUCCCGUUAUUCACCAUUGACCGGCGAUCUAUUGGCCAAUUCCAUGUUACCCGGCAAUCCCAUUAAUGGUUCUGGUUGGUGUAUUUUUGUUUAUAAUUUGGCCCAGGAGACUGAGGAGAAUGUUUUGUGGCAGCUAUUCGGUCCAUUUGGUGCCGUGCAGUCCGUAAAGGUUAUACGUGACUUGCAAACAAAUAAAUGCAAAGGCUUUGGUUUCGUUACCAUGACCAAUUAUGAGGAGGCCGUAUUGGCCAUACAAUCUUUGAAUGGCUAUACCUUGGGCAAUCGUGUAUUACAAGUCAGCUUUAAGACAAAUAAAACUAAACAAACGUAAUUAUUAACAAAAUUGACUGCUGUUGUUAACCAUCAUCACCACCACCUCCAACAACAACAACAACCACAUCUACAACAACACCAUCAAAAUCAUCCUACUGGCAACAAUCAUCAUCAUUUGAUGGCAAAUCUCACCACCGUCGCCAAUACCAACAAAACGUCAUCCUUCCUAUCCACAGCUUCUCUUGUCCAUCCGGCAUCGGUGAAUAAAACCUGGAUAAAUAAGAAUAUUUGCGGCAAUCUACUAACCACCGGUAAAAGUAGUAAUGAUGUUAAAACUACAACAAAAGAUACAUUGGUAACGUCUUUGUCGUCGUCCUCCUCAUCAUCGUCAAAUUCGACGACAACGACUGCCAUUUUAAGCUGCUCCACAACACAAUCAUGUACCACAACAACCACAACGACAUUAAGCACCAUAAACAAUCUAUCCAAAUUAUCCGCAACAACUAACAACAACAGCAAUCAAUGUUUGACAAACAAAAAAACGAAACAAGAUUCCGAACAACAAAACCACAACCACCACCACCAAAAUAAUCUUAACCAAACAACACAAUCAACAUCCUUAUUGUUAACCCAACAACGUUCAAAUCUCUUAACAUCAACAUCCUCUUCAUCAGCCACAAAUAAUACGUCCACAACAACAACAACGUCGUCGUCAUCAUCAGCAUCUGGUUCCUCGAAUACCACCAGCACCACAAACACAACCAAUACACCAAAUAGUAGUAACACCACCAAUAACAUCACGACGACAACAACCACAAAUUCCUCGUCAUCAUCAUCCAUGAUAAAGACCUCUAGCAAAUUUGUCUAUAAUAAGCCUCAAAAUCAUUAUGAACUCCUACGACAACGUCUCCAUAUGCAACAAGAGUUUGCUCAACUUUUCACCAGUCUGGCUCAACAGCAUCAGCCCUUCGGCUCUGGCUCGGCAUCCAGCAAUCAAGCUGCAGCAGCAGCAGCGGCUUUUAAUAACCCCUCGUUGGGUGCAGCGGCUGCCUCAACGUCAGCAGCUGCAGCCGCUGCUGCUGCGGCAGCUGCCUCCUCAAAUGCUGCAAAGAAUUCGCUGUCAUCAUUUUUACCAUUUUCCAAUUGGUUUUUCUAAAAGGAUUUAGUUCGGUUUUGGUUUUUUGAUUUUAUUUUUUAUACUUUGGAGUGAUAUUGAGGUGUGGCAUUGAAUGGGAUGGAAUUUUGCAAUGGGAGACAAGAUGUGUAUUGAAGCAAGUUUUUUUUCGUGACCCAGUUUACCCGAACGAAAUUCAGUGUGAUUCCACAUGGUCCGAUUUUUUAUUUCCUUCAAUAAUGAAAUCCCAGUAAUCACAGAUCAAACUCCAAUCGAGGAUGCUAUAUAGGACACCCAAAGAACAAUUGAUGUUGUAUGAUCUGACAACUUCAAAAUGGGUAUAUAUUCCUAAAAACUGGAUUUGAGAACUUUAAGCUUGAAAGCAACAGCUCGGUGUAGAUUCACAAAGUCAUUGACGAUCAAAAGACUCGAAGAUUAAAGCCAUAUCUUUAAAACCGACUAGAAUUCUGGCUUCUUUCAAAAUGGAAACGUUUCCUCCUUCCCAGUGACGUCCGAUUGAAUUCCAAUCUAGACGAACUAUAGUUUAUGACUUAACAGGACGACCAGAAUUGGAUCCGAUAACUUCAAGAUUGCUGCACGAUCUUAAAAAGUGUAUAUUGAUCAUUAAGGAAAAUCGAAAAAUAAGGAUCACAGACUGAAACUGAACUUUCCCACUUGUCCACUCGUAAAAUGUUUCAGCUGCUUUCUCCAAGUUCGAGAGCAGGUUGAUCGAUAUUCAAACUAUCAGUGACGGCCGCAAGGCUCUUAGGCUGAAACCUUAUUAUACCCGUUGAUCACAUUUAUUUCUUUAAAUAAUGAACAAUUAUUUCUAUUAUAGUCUUUGAUGUUGAAUUAUUCCAUAACUUCAGGAUGAUCUAGUGUUCGUAAAAGCUAUUAUCCAAAACCUCCAUGUCAAAUCUUAAAUCUCCCCAUUGACCGCUCUCAGAUUUUAACAAAAAUCCUAAAAUCCUCCCUUGGCCGGGAAAGAUAAAUUGUUUAAAUUACAAUCUAAACCAAAGCCCUCAAUGGAAGGAUUUAUGUUAUACUACCCAGUUUCGAGGUUUCCUAUUUAUAAUCAAGUUACCUAUCUUAUUUCCUUAAUAUCGUAUACACAUAGUUAAGUCUUAAAGUACAUAAGGUGUGGCCGAAAAGGGCAGUAAAAAUGUAAGGUUAGGCUGAAUUUUUUGAAAAUUACUAACCUAACCUCAAACUUUAUAUUCUCAAGAUUUCUACAUACACAAAAAAAAAACCUUAAUCAGCGGUUAAAUUGUAUGUAUUUUAUAAUGUUUGAAUACAUUGCUUCGUUGUGGUAGGAGAAAAGUCAUAAAAAUUUGAGGUUAGGUUGAAUUUUUUGAAAAUAACAAAGCUAACCUCUCAGAUGUUCUCUUUACAGCUAGAGAAACCUUAGGUGGGGUUUAUUUAUAUAUUGUAUCAUGGUUGGAAAAUUGGUCACUUGUGGUCUAAAGAAAGUCAUAAAAAUGUAAGGUUAGGUUGAAUAUUUUUUGAAAAUUUGAAAUCUAACCUCAAACUUUACAUACUCAAAAUUUCCCUAUAUACUAAGAAAAACAUCAGCGGUGGUUAUAUUAUAUAUGUAUUUGAUCAAUGUUGGAUAAAUUGCUUGGUUGUGGUAGGAGAAAAGUUAUAAAAACUUGAGGCAUAUUUGAGAGGUUGAAAAUAACAAACUUAACCUCAAACUUUACAUUCUCAAGAUUUCACUUUACAGCAAGAUAAACUUUAGCUGGGGUUUUAUUUUAUAUAUUUUAUAAUGGUUGAAAAAAUUGGUCACUUGUGGUCUAAAGAAAGUCAUAAAAAUGUAAGGUUAUGUUGAAAAUGUUUUGAAAAUAUUGCACCAAAAUUUUGAUAUUCACAUUCGCAUAAUUCCUUCUUUAACCAAUAAAAUAUUAAUAGUGGUUAAGUUAUAUAAUUGUACAAAUUGUGGAAUCUGUAAAACGUUGUGUAAAAGCUAUCCUCAAAAUUUAAACAUUGGAAGAUUAGGUUGGGUUUUUAACAGCAAAGCCUAAGUUCUAGAUUCUUACAAUUAUCAUUUGCAUCAAGAGAGGUUAGAUUAAAGACAUGCCAUUCUGGUUGGACAAAUUGUGUAAUCAUUUUUUGGAAAUUUUCAAAAUAUUAACACAUAAACUUAAAAUUCUUUCUGUCAUUUCAUUCAAAUAUUCUCCAUAUUAAAUUUUAGUCCUCAAUUUCAUUCACUUCACCUCUAAAAUCACUUAUUUUGCAAAACAAACUAACAUAUAUAUUUUUAUAUAAAUAUGAAUUUAAUUUCUAAUAAUUUCGUUUCUUCAAAAGUAAUAUUACACAUUUUUAUUACAACACAACAUCCCCUCCAAAAUAAUGAAUGCAAUUACAUAGAAAAGAAAACAAACAAAAUAUAUAUAUAAAUAAAUAUUUUAUAGAAUAAUUGCUAAAAAAAAUGUAGUAAAAAUAAAAAUAGGAAAGUAAAAAAAUAUAAAACAAAUAUUGUGUGACAUCUAUAUACAAACAUAUACAUAUAUAUAUUUAUUAAAUUAUUAAAAACAAAACAACAACCACAACAAAAUAUACAACAUUUUUUAAAGAACAAUCCUCAUUCAAUAUUUUUUAUCACCCAUCAACAUUAUGUACUUAUUUUUUAAGUGUAUUAGAAAUUUGUGUUUAGCCAGCGACAUAUUGGUGAGGGGUUGGAAAAGAAGUGGGUACUUUGGCUUCCAUACUUCCAUGACCACAUAGCUCAAACAGGAAUUGAGUUAA